Molecule: messenger RNA, 3686 nt
Organism: Dromiciops gliroides (monito del monte)
Lineage: Eukaryota; Metazoa; Chordata; Mammalia; Microbiotheria; Microbiotheriidae
Gene: TOP3B
Product: DNA topoisomerase III beta
Exons: 18
Coding region: 250-2838 (862 amino acids)
Biological process (GO): DNA topological change
Cellular component (GO): nucleus
Molecular function (GO): DNA topoisomerase type I (single strand cut, ATP-independent) activity; DNA binding
Source: RefSeq, a predicted model, not a curated record
CGGCGGCCCGCCUUAGCGGGACACCGGGUGGCCGCGCCGGAAGUGCCCUUAGUGAGCCGGAAGUGCCCGUCUGAGGCGAUGGCGGCCCCCUGAGCUGCAUCCGGAGCCGGAGCCCGAGCAGGAGCGAGGUGGGAGCCCAAGCGCCCGUGCCCCGUGUGCCCGGUGUCCCUCGUGUCCGGCGGUGCCCCUCUGUGCCCCUCCGUGUCCAGCUGCCUCGCCCAGCGCCCCCUGUCCGCGGAGCUGCCCAAGAUGAAGACUGUGCUGAUGGUGGCGGAGAAGCCUUCCUUGGCUCAGUCCAUCGCCAAGAUCCUGUCCAGAGGGAACAUGUCCUCGCACAAGGGCCUGAACGGAGCUUGUUCGGUCCACGAGUACACUGGAUCCUUUAGCGGGCAGACCGUCCGCUUCAAGAUGACAUCCGUCUGUGGCCACGUCAUGACCCUGGAUUUCACUGGGAAGUAUAACCACUGGGACAGAGUGGACCCGGCUGAGCUCUUUAGCAAAGCCCCCACUGAGAAGAAGGAGGCCAACCCUAAGCUGAGCAUGGUGAAGUUCCUCCAGGUGGAAGGGAGAGGCUGUGACUACAUCGUGCUCUGGCUGGACUGUGACAAAGAAGGGGAGAAUAUCUGCUUCGAGGUCCUUGACGCUGUCCUGCCCGUCAUGAACAAGCCUCGGGGCACCGAGAAGACGGUGUUCAGAGCGCGCUUCAGCUCCAUCACGGACACGGACAUCUGUAAUGCCAUGGGCCGCCUGGGCGAGCCUGACCACAACGAGGCCCUCUCUGUGGAUGCCCGGCAGGAGCUUGACCUCCGCAUCGGUUGUGCCUUCACCAGGUUUCAGACCAAGUACUUCCAGGGGAAGUACGGCAAUCUGGACAGCUCGCUCAUCUCCUUUGGGCCGUGUCAGACGCCCACCCUGGGCUUCUGCGUGGAAAGGCAUGACAAGAUCCAGUCCUUCAAGCCAGAGGUGUACUGGGUGCUGCAAGCCAAGAUUAACCCCGACAAGGAUAGUUCUGUCCUUCUGGACUGGGACCGCGUGAGAGUGUUUGACCGGGAGAUCGCGCAAAUGUUCCUGAACAUUACCAGGAUGGAGAAGGAAGCCAAGGUGGAAGGGACGAGCCGAAAGGAGAAGGCCAAGCAGAGACCCCUGGCCCUGAACACGGUGGAGAUGCUCCGAGUGGCCAGCUCCUCUCUGGGAAUGGGGCCCCAGCAUGCCAUGCAGAUUGCUGAGAGACUCUAUACCCAGGGCUACAUCAGCUACCCUCGGACAGAAACCACCCACUACCCAGAAAACUUUGAUCUCAAGGGAUCUCUGAAGCAACAAGCCAACCACCCUUACUGGGCCCAGACGGUGAAGCAGCUGUUAGCGGAUGGCAUCAACCGGCCAAGGAAGGGCCAUGAUGCAGGGGACCACCCCCCAAUCACUCCCAUGAGGUCGGCCACAGAGGCAGAGUUAGGGGGCGACUCCUGGAGACUGUACGAAUAUAUCGCCAGGCACUUCAUUGCCACUGUCAGCCGCGACUGCAGGUACCUGCAUGACACUGUCUCUUUCCGGAUCGGGCCGGAGCGCUUCACCUGCUCGGGGAAGACGCUCAUCUCCCCAGGCUUCACCGAGAUCAUGCCUUGGCAGAGCAUCCCCCCUGAGGAGAGCCUCCCCACCUGUCAGAAGGGGGACACCUUCGCUCUCGGCGAAGUGAAGAUGCUGGAGAAGCAGACGAGCCCCCCUGACUACCUGACUGAGGCCGAGCUCAUCACGCUGAUGGAGAAGCACGGCAUCGGCACAGACGCCAGCAUCCCCGUGCAUAUCAACAACAUCUGUCAGAGGAAUUAUGUGACCGUGGAGAGCGGGCGGAGGCUGAGACCCACCAACCUGGGCAUCGUCUUGGUCCAUGGCUACUACAAAAUAGAUGCUGAGUUGGUGCUCCCAACAAUCCGAAGCGCCGUGGAGAAGCAGCUCAGCCUCAUCGCCUUGGGCAAGGCUGACUACCGCCAGGUGCUGGAGCACACCCUGAACAUCUUCAAGAGGAAGUUCCACUACUUUGUGGACUCCAUUGCUGGCAUGGACGAAUUGAUGGAAGUAUCUUUCUCGCCCCUCGCUGCCACUGGUAAACCUCUCUCCCGAUGUGGGAAGUGUCAUCGUUUCAUGAAGUAUAUCCAGGCCAAACCCAGCCGGCUGCACUGUUCUCACUGUGACGAGACCUACACCCUCCCCCAGAACGGCACCAUCAAACUCUACAAGGAGCUGCGGUGCCCGCUGGACGACUUUGAGCUCGUCCUCUGGUCUUCAGGCUCCAGGGGCAAGAGCUACCCUCUGUGCCCGUACUGCUACAACCACCCGCCCUUCAGGGACAUGAAGAAAGGGAUGGGCUGCAAUGAGUGUACGCAUCCCUCCUGCCAGCACUCGCUCAGCAUGCUGGGCAUCGGCCAGUGUGUGGAGUGUGAGAGCGGCGUGCUGGUGCUGGACCCCACAUCGGGCCCCAAGUGGAAGAUGGCCUGCAACAAGUGCAGCGUGGUGGUGCACUUCUUUGAGAAUGCCCACCGGGUCCGGGUCUCCGCAGACACCUGUGAGGCCUGCGAGGCUGCCCUGGUGGACGUCGACUUCAACAAGGCCAAGUCGCCCCUGCCGGGCGACGAGACCCAGCACACGGGCUGCGUCUUCUGUGACCCGGUCUUCCAGGAGUUGGUGGAGCUGAAGCACGCGGCCCCGUGCCACCCCAUGCACCGCAGCGGGCCAGGGAAGAGGCAGGGGCGAGGGCGGGCCAGGGGCCGACGCCCUGCGGGGAGACUCAAUCCCCGGCGGCCCAAGGACAAGAUGGCAGCCCUGGCCGCCUACUUUGUAUGACGUCCCUGCCAGGACACCUUUUGAAACCUGGCUCCUUGGGUCCCCUGCAGCCAUUAAAGCUUUGUCUCACUUCUUCAGAGGGAGGACCGUUGGCAUCCUUGUUGCUGGGCUGAGGCCGGGCCCUGAGGAGACGGUGGUCCUUGAGGCCAGUGUGGGGCGACUCUCUCCUGGUCUCUCUUCCUGUGCUCACCACCCCCACCCCCCCCAGACCCAGCCCUUCCUGGUUCACCAAUGAGGCCCCGGGGCCUCAGUGGGGGCAGCGUCCUGGGCUGCUGUGGGCACACAUGUUCUGAGCCUUUCUUGGCUGAGCUGGUCCUCCCUGGGCUGCCCUCAAAGCCUGCCUAGGACCUGCCCGAGCUUACAGGGUCCACCUUGCCAGUCACUGAAGGGGGACCUUACCAAGCGCCUCCUCUCCUUUUCCCAGCCUGCACCUAGAGAGGCCUUUUUUUUUUUUGCAAGGCAAUGAGGGUUAAGUGACUUGCCCAGGGUCACACAGCUAGUAAGUGUCAUGUGUCUGAGGCUGGAUUUGAACUCAAGUCCUCCUGAAUCCAGGGCAGGUGCUUUAUCCACUGCACCACCUAGCUGCCCCUAGAGAGGGCCUUUUAAUGACACAAGUGUGCCAGGGCAGGACCGGGGCUGAUGGGUGGGGCCCUGAAGCUUUGCAGAUCUGGGCCUAGGAGUGGGAGACAGAAGGUCUUCAGGGUCAACCCAGGGCUGUGAGCAUGAGGCACUUUGGCAACAUGGACGGGGGAUCAGGCACUGAUUGCUCACUGUGCUGGGCACUGUGCUAAACACCAGCAUAUACCAGCACCAGCAAAAAGAAAGGCAGCCCUGCCCUUGGAUGGGGA